AUGAAGGUAUCUAACAAAAAAAUCACAUUUUUUAAUAGAAGAUUUGGUGCUUUAUGCAACUAUAAAUGUGUAAGAAGAAAAUUGGCUACUAGACCUUUCAAUGGAGACAUUUAUUGUACACAUCAAUACAAUCCAUUACUAAAGUUUGAAUCUACAAGACAGGUAACCAGAGGAAAUUAUCGUACAGCAUUUGAUUUGGCUCUUAAUGAAUGUAAUUACAUAACUUUGGGUGAUAUUAUCAAUCACCAAUCACAAUCCAAUGUUAUUCCUCGUGAUUAUUACAUCAAAGCAUUGAAAAGUGAGCAUAAUAUUGUUAGAUCAGUCGCUUAUCAAAGGUUAUCCUGUCACUAUAUCAAUAAUAUAAUACUAAAUAAUGACAAAUCUGAACAACUCAUUAACGAUGCAUCAAAUAAUGCUGAUUUGGCAAUUAAAUGUUACCCAUUUAAUUUGUUGGCCUAUGUAACUCGUGGUACAAUAUCAUUCAUUAUUGGAAAUUACUGUGAUGUACUUAAAUCUGUAAAACUGUUUAAGUGCUUCAACAAGUGGCACAAGUUACACUCUUAUAAUACAAUUUUCAGAAUGUACAAGAAAUACACUAGAGAAAAUUCACAUCAUUCAAGCAUCAAUUUAAACGCUGAAAUGCUAUCUCUUGAAGCUAAAUCAUUUUUAGCAUUAAAAAAUCCCAUUAAAGCAUUGAAUUGCUCUUUGAAAUUAUAUAAUAUAUUAUUAUCAAUAUCUAAUCCUCCAUUUUGUAUUGAUAACAUCAACAAUAGAUAUAAGAUUGGAAAAGGAUAUUAUGAUGAUUAUUACGGCAGAGAAACUGAUAAAAAAAUUAUAAAAAAUUGUGACAUAAAUGUACAAAAUGAGCACCGGCUGGCACAUCUAAAAGUAGAAUCCCUAAUCAUCGCAUCGUCCUCCAUAUGUGAAAUUGAACAUCAAAUUUUUUCAUCAAUUAAACUAAAUCAAAGUGUAUAUAUCAGUGAAAUUAAGAAGAUGGAUCGUGCUCAAGUAGAAUCUCAAACUAUAUCCUUCUUAGAACUGCACAAAAAUACUGUUGAACAAUGUACUACUGUAUGGACCUGUAAAAUUACCGAGCAAUGCAUCGAUUUUGUCAUUUCUGAAUUGCAAAAAGUGGAUUGUGAUGAAUUGAAACCAGAUGCCCUAGUUUGGAGCUCAGUCCUAUUAUAUGCCAGUGGUAGAUACACGGAGGCUGCAACACAUGGAAUUAAAGCUUUAUUAUUGGAUGUACGUAGCUCUGCAAAUAAAAGAAGGUUGUUUGACAACGAAGAAAAUGGGAUUAAUGCAGUAAAUAUUGUUGCACUAGUGUUUAAACACAUAAAUCAUCCAAAUUGGAGAAUUUUCACUUUGUUGUCCAAUUUACUAGUUCCGUCAAAAAAUUAG
Messenger RNA from Babesia microti strain RI, 1401 nucleotides. RefSeq lists its product as hypothetical. The coding region runs from base 1 to 1401 and encodes 466 amino acids. The transcript has 3 exons. The record is from RefSeq and is a predicted model, not a curated record. Lineage: Eukaryota; Apicomplexa; Aconoidasida; Piroplasmida; Babesiidae.